This is a messenger RNA of Rubroshorea leprosula, 1471 nucleotides long. The record is from the annotation of a GenBank genome assembly. NCBI's taxonomy places the organism in Eukaryota, Viridiplantae, Streptophyta, Magnoliopsida, Malvales, Dipterocarpaceae.
AAUGAGUUUUGGAGAUCUGUAAAUUGAGCUUCUCUUGUGCUUUCAAUCUUCAUGCUGAUGGUAUGAAAAGGUAGAUAAAAAUUGGUAUCUCCUUCAAAGUUCAAUGCUCUGGAAUGGAACUUUAUGAGUCUGAUCCUGAAAUCCUUUGAAAUGCCAAGUAUCAUCUGCUUGCAUAUGGCUUGGUGUGUAAUAAGUUGUAGUAUGGGCUAUUACUUAGCAGCAUACUAUUAGACAUGCUGCUUGCUUGCCUUUUUUUGGUAUUAACCUCCCGCUAUUUAGUAACCACAUUGGGUCCCGACUAAUCCAGAAUUGAGCCACGUCGGACCCCAUUAGGGUGAAGCUCUCCUAGCGCCUGUUUCUCCAUUUACAAGACUCGAACUCGAGACUUUGCUUAAGGGGAACCGAGCUCCUUUCACUUGGACCAACAGGUCAUUGGUUGCUUGCUUUGAACUUCCGUUUCUUUGGCAUAUUCUGGUAGACAACUUGACUUAAAUUUUUGGUUGAGAGUGUUUCCUGUAUUUGUCUGACUUUGUAUAGUACUUUUUCUGCAGCCUGGUAAUUCACUUCAGACCCUUACGGGGCAUUCUGCUGUUGUUAUGUCACUUGACUUUCACCCAACUAAGGAUGAUCUCAUCUGUUCUUGUGAUAAAGAUGGUGAAAUAAGAUACUGGAGUAUUAACAAUGGGAGCUGUGCAAGAGUUUUCAAGGGUGGUACGGCUCAGUUGAGAUUUCAACCUCGCCUUGGAAAGUACCUGGCUGCUGCUGCAGAGAAUGUUGUAUCUAUCUUGGAUGUGGAGACACAAAUCUUGCGGCAUUCAUUACAGGGCCAUACUAAACCAAUCCAGUCGGUAUGCUGGAACCCUUCAGGCGAGUUUCUAGCCUCUGUCAGUGAGGACUCUGUUAGGGUGUGGACAUUUGGAUCUGGAUCUGAAGGAGAAUGUAUUCAUGACCUGAGGUGUAACGGCAACAAGUUCUACUCUUGUGUUUUUCAUCCUACUUUUUCAUCAUCAUUGCUGGUCAUUGGCUGUUACCAGUCUUUGGAGCUCUGGAAUAUGGUUGAGAACAAAGCCAUGGCUUUGGCAGCACAUGAGGGAUUAAUUGCUGCACUGGAUGUAUCAACUGCAACAGGGCUGAUUGCUUCUGCUAGUCACGACAAGUUUGUCAAAUUGUGGAAAUAAAUUGUGGAAAUGAUGGUUGUUUUCAGAAUCCCCUAGUAACAACAGAUGCAACACAAGAUUAGAGUUUUUAAUUAGCAUUGAUUGUAGUUUGUUGCUUCCAUUUGGUGUUCUGUUCCUCAUGACCCCAAUUCCCCAACAUCUAAACUGUCUUAUUGUAUUAUAUAGAUUAUAUUGUCUACUCUUAACUUUGAUAUUCUGGGUUAUUUGUGGACCCUAAUGUUUUGUUCAUAUGAAGAACAUAAGUAUGUUUCUCAGUUUCCCUUAAAAAGGAAGCACUUCCUUUUUUUCGUUGA